Molecule: messenger RNA, 2176 nt
Organism: Solea solea (common sole)
Lineage: Eukaryota; Metazoa; Chordata; Actinopteri; Pleuronectiformes; Soleidae
Gene: rrp8
Product: ribosomal RNA processing 8
Exons: 8
Coding region: 151-1773 (540 amino acids)
Biological process (GO): regulation of transcription by glucose; rDNA heterochromatin formation; cellular response to glucose starvation
Cellular component (GO): chromatin silencing complex; nucleolus; rDNA heterochromatin
Molecular function (GO): methyltransferase activity
Source: RefSeq, a predicted model, not a curated record
GUCUACGUCUGUUUUGCUUCCUUCAUCCACGAGAAACUCAACGUGGUCCUCGAAUUUUUGACAAGGAACCUUUACAGUGGUUAAAUAACGAUUAACGUUAGUGUGUGGGGGAAAAACGGUUCAACCAGUGAACAGUGUGAACAGGGAAACAUGUUUAAUGAAGAAGAAGACUGGAGUGAUGAAGAAGAGGCUCAAAAUCUGAGUAAAUCUGUCUUCACAAAGACUCAAAAGACGAAUAAAAGCACCGAUGGCAAGGUUAUUGGAAAGAAGAGCCUACUGCGAACUCUGCAGACUCUGGGAUCAGUACCAGAGUGGAAGAGCGAGAACCAGGAGCAACAAGACAGUGACAGUGAGACAGAAGCAGCUCCGGCGCACCCAAAGAAAAAAAAGAAGAGAAGGAAAAACAGAAAACGCGGAAAGACUUCGGAGGAGCAGCAAGAAAAUGGUGACGUAGAACAAAAGGAAAAACCUGCAGCAAAAAAAGGAAACACAUUUUUGGCCAAGAAGCUAAAACCCACAUCUGCAGGUACGACAAUGGCCGAAGGCGUCACAACAUCUGCAAAGGCAAACUUAAACGAAGCAGAGAACGCAGACAACCUGAGUAGACAGCAAUGGAAAAACAAAAUGAAGAACAAAAGGAAUUGUAAAAAUAAAUACCGUCAGAAUGAUCCUGAGGUUGGAGAGAAUAAAACUCAACCUGUGGAGAAACAAAAGCUGGAGAAAGACAUGAAAACAGAAUCACCUGGGAACAAAAAAAGCCAAAAGGCAGCCCCUAAAAAGAAAAUUGAGAUGACGAGUAAAGCACAGAAGAGGAAGAAGAGCGAAGAGGACACUGACAUAUCCUCUGCACCACAAAUACAAACACUGAAGGAGGAAAAACAGUCGACUAAAGCGAAGAAAGACUGUGAAAAUACUACCAUCCCAGAUGAUCAGCAGCAGCUGCCCAUGAAAAAACUGAAACCGGAGCUGAGCAAAGACCAGAUUAUGAAACGAGAGAAGCUGCGGAAAAUGCUCCAACGGAAAGAUACAAAGCAAAAAGAGAUAAGUGUGGAACAAAAAGACGAGCCUUUGGUUCCGGCAGAACCAGCGGCGGAGGUGAAACUGGACCGCUCCGCCUCCCUCAGGUCCCGCAUGGAGCAGCGCUUGGAUUCAGCUCGCUUCCGCUACAUCAAUGAACUUUUGUACAGCACGAACAGCGGCGAGGCCAAGCGAAUGUUCAGUCAGGAUCCACAAGCCUUCAGGGUCUAUCACAGAGGAUACACUGCUCAAGUUCAGAGGUGGCCCAGUAAUCCUGUGGACGCCAUCAUCUCGUACAUCCUUCAAAAGCCAUCCUCUCUGGUGGUUGCAGAUUUUGGUUGUGGCGACUGUAAAAUAGCUCGCAGUGUGCCGAACAAAGUGCACAGCUUCGACCUGGCUUCUACCUGUGAGCUUGUCACAGUCUGUGACAUGGCCAACGUGCCACUUGCUGACCGCUCUGUGGACAUCGCAGUGUUCUGUCUUUCCCUCAUGGGAACCAACCUGGAAGAUUUCUUAGCAGAGGCCAAUCGAGUCUUAAAGAUGAGGGGUGUGCUCAAAAUAGCAGAAGUGGCAAGUAGAUUCGAAAACGUGAGGAGCUUCAUCACUGGACUCGCAAAUCUGGGAUUCAAGAUGGUUUCCAAGGAUACAGAGAAUACUCAUUUCUACUCGUUUGAAUUUGAGAAGAUAGGGAACUCUCCAGAAAAUAUCAAGAAAUUUGGACUUGAAUUGAGAGCCUGUGUGUACAAGAAAAGAUGAGGAGGCUGAUGGAGAAUGUCAUGGAUCUAAAAGUGUAUAUAAUUCUUCACACAUAUUUUAUAUGAACAAGUAUAUACUUGUUCAUACAAUUGUUUUGUUGUUCUUUAGGCAACACAAAGUUGUACAUCCUUAUAGAAAUGUUGUCAUAUUCUGGUGGCACAGUAGAUGUCUGCUCACUGAUUUCAACAUUAUUAAAUUGUGAAGCUUAAAUACAGGUGUUUCCUCUAUAAAGAGACACAUCAAUGAGCUAAUAAGUGAAAUAAACAGCAUGUGACUGCAUGUCACACAGUUAAUGACCUAAUUCAGACAAUUCUAUAUGAAGAGUGAAGAAAAUGUUAGGAAUGUUUUGUUGGUUUUAAAAAAAUAUGUUGAAUGCUGUCAAAUACAAGCUUUUUUAAAUGAA